UGCCUUCCCUAUAUUUGCUGGCAUUGUAAGGAACUAACAAGAUCUUUACCUCUCUCUUCUACAGGACUGCAAACCUUAAGAGGUUCAUAUUUCAAGUCCUAGAGUGAGGAAUGAACAGCCUAGCAGACUCUUCAGGGCUGUUCUUCAACACUUCCCUGGAAAAUUCAGAACAAUGUGGCAAAGAGACCAAUAUGGAGAACAUCCUUUUUGCUACUUUCUACCUUCUGGAUUUCAUCCUAGCCUUUGUUGGCAAUGCGCUGGCUCUUUGGCUUUUCAUCCGGGACAAAAAAUCAGACACCCCGGCCAACAUUUUCCUGAUGCACCUCGCUGUGGCCGAUCUAUCUUUCGUAUUAGUUUUACCAACUCGGCUGGUAUACCACUUUUCAGGCAAUCACUGGCCAUUUGGAGAGAUCCCAUGCCGACUCACAGGCUUCCUUUUCUACCUCAAUAUGUAUGCCAGCAUCUACUUCCUCAUGUGCAUCAGCGUAGAUCGCUUCCUAGCUAUCGUGCACCCUGUAAAGUCCCUCAAACUCCGCAGAUCACUCUAUGCCCAUUUGGCCUGUGCUUUCCUGUGGGUUAUAGUUGCUGUGGCAAUGGCACCUCUUUUGGUCAGUGUACAGACAGCUGAGAUGAACAAUACCACCAUCUGCCUUCAGCUCUACAGAGAAAAGGCAUCACGCCAUGCUCUUGUAUCACUGGUGGUGGCAUUUACCCUUCCAUUUUUUACUACAGUGACCUGCUACUUACUGAUUAUACGCAGCCUGAAAAGAGGGAACAGAAUUGAGAGUCAUCUAAAGGAAAAAGCUAUCAAAAUGAUAAUAAUGGUUCUUAUGAUCUUCUUGGUCUGUUUUGUGCCCUAUCAUAUCAACCGCUACAUUUAUAUUCUCAAUUAUGAUGGUGUGAAGACUUCCUGUGAAAUGCAGCGGAUUCUGGCUCUUGGCAAUCGUGUUACUUCCUGCCUCACCAGCCUGAAUGGUGCCCUGGAUCCUGUCAUGUAUUUCUUUGUAGCUGAGAAGUUCCAAGAGGCCUUAUGUGGUUUGUUUUGCAGCAAAAAGGUGGCAAGGCUACCUUCAAGUUAUGAUGGGAAAACAAAUGAUAGCUCCUUGAGUGCUAAGUCUGAACUGUAAAUAUAUGAAAGCUGUUUUUAAAGAAAGACUUCGAUCCAGUACAAUUAAAUUACUAAGAUAGCAAAAUAGUGUUUCUCAAAGAGCACAGUCUGAUCUCAUGCUUCAUUCUUGAGGAAACAAAGAAGACAUAGUGCUACAAUUGGGGGCCUCUCCACCAGUCAUUAAUAAAGAAAAAUCACACACAUGGAUGCAUGCUCUGCAUUUAGCAGAACAUGCAACUUGGCCCUAAGUUGAUGAAAACCCAUUUGUCAGUGUUAGACAGAGUCUGAUCACACUUCUCUUCACACCAGGAACAAAAUUCUCUUGGAAGAGGCCCUUCUAAGG
This is a messenger RNA of Rhineura floridana, 1451 nucleotides long. RefSeq names its product G protein-coupled receptor 17 (gene GPR17). Gene Ontology annotation, biological process: phospholipase C-activating G protein-coupled receptor signaling pathway; positive regulation of Rho protein signal transduction. The transcript is spliced from 2 exons. Bases 111 to 1127 code for a protein of 338 amino acids. Gene Ontology annotation, molecular function: G protein-coupled receptor activity. The record is from RefSeq and is a predicted model, not a curated record. Lineage: Eukaryota; Metazoa; Chordata; Lepidosauria; Squamata; Rhineuridae. Gene Ontology annotation, cellular component: membrane.